AUGGCUACUCCAAGCAAUCAGGCAGCAUGGAUCAAUGAGAAGAACGCCAAACCCCUCGAAGUCAAAGAAGCUCCCUACACGAAACCCGCGGCCAACGAGCUCGUUAUCAAGAAUGCUGCCGUUGCCAUAAACCCCAUGGACUGGAUGCUCCAGGAAACUGGCCAUCUCGCAUUCACCUGGAUCAAAUACCCAUUCGUGCUGGGCGCCGAUAUGGCCGGAGAAGUAGUCGAGGUGGGCAGUGAAGUGACGCGAUUCAAACCCGGGGACCGCGUCUUAGCUAUGGGUUGUGGAUCGGAUCAGGACCGCAACAAUGCCGCUGAGGGAGCCUUCCAGAAAUAUGCCGUUGUGUUGGAUAACUUCGCCUCGCCUAUUCCGUCUACUUUGUCCUUCACAGACGCCGCUGUUCUGCCGCUUGGUGUGUCUACUGCGGCAGCUGGACUUUUCCAGGAGGAUUUCCUCAAUUUGCAGUUGCCUACUGUGCCGCCACAGGCACCAACUGGCAAAGCGCUUUUGAUCUGGGGAGGGUCCACCAGCGUUGGCAGUAACGCAAUCCAACUCGCGGCUGCCGCUGGGUAUGAAGUAUUCACUACAGCCUCGCCCAAGAAUUUUGACUACGUCAAGAAGCUCGGCGCCUCUCAAGCAUUCGACUACAACUCCAAGACGGUCGUCAAGGACCUUGUCGCAGCUCUUAAAGAUAAGACGGUCGCCGGCGCUUACGCGAUCGGCGUUGGCUCCCUAUCCCUCUGCGUGGAUGUCAUCAGCAAGACCAAGGGCGUCAAAUUCGUCACCGACGUCGGAUCAACCGAUAUCCCCACGGACAAGAAAUUGGCCGGAUUCACGCUCAUUCCGUUCUUGCUCGGUACGAUGAGCCGUGGUGCGGCGCUCUGGGUGAAGACAAAGCGUACCGGCGUUCGUACCAAGUUUGUCUACGCCAGCGACAUCAAGAAGAACUCGGUAUCCAAAUCUAUCUACGUUGAUUUCCUUCCUCAGGCCUUGGCUGAGGGUCGUUAUCUUGCUGCCCCUGAACCCCAGGUUGUCGGCCAUGGAUUGGAGAACAUACAGGAGGCAUUCGAGCAGUUGAAGAAGGGUGUCUCUGCUAAGAAAUUGGUUGUCACCUUGUAA
Talaromyces marneffei is the source of this 1122-nucleotide messenger RNA. RefSeq lists its product as uncharacterized. Bases 1 to 1122 code for a protein of 373 amino acids. Gene Ontology annotation, molecular function: oxidoreductase activity, acting on NAD(P)H. The record is from RefSeq and is a predicted model, not a curated record. The transcript has a single exon. NCBI's taxonomy places the organism in Eukaryota, Fungi, Ascomycota, Eurotiomycetes, Eurotiales, Trichocomaceae.